This is a messenger RNA of Ziziphus jujuba (common jujube), 1034 nucleotides long. RefSeq names its product protein DA1-related 1. Bases 101 to 958 code for a protein of 285 amino acids. The transcript has 7 exons. NCBI's taxonomy places the organism in Eukaryota, Viridiplantae, Streptophyta, Magnoliopsida, Rosales, Rhamnaceae. The record is from RefSeq and is a predicted model, not a curated record. Gene Ontology annotation, molecular function: ubiquitin binding.
UAAUAUUCCAGUUUUUUAUUUUUGAGCAGCUUUAAUUGGUUCAGAUCCGGAAGCAGGCCAAGCUACCACGCAGCUAAUUUGCGAUGUUUGUGAAAAAUCAAUGAGCCCAGAUCAACUGGACUCAAAUCCUGAAUAUUGGAACCAGAUAUUUUGCUCCACUCAUAUGGACGACGGGACUCCUAUAUGUCGUGCCUGCCAUAGAUUGAAGGCAAGUCAUGUAACAUAUAUAGAGUUAGGUGAUGGUCGGGAAAUUUGCCAAGAUUGUUGUGGUAGUGCUAUCUUGGAUACUAAAAGCUUUGAAUCUCUUGUAAGAAAAUGCCAUGAAUUCUAUAAAUCAAUGAACAUGGAAAUCGACAACGAUAUUCCAUUUUUCUUGGUCGAUUCUUCAGAAAUGGCAAAACUUACCAUCCAGAUUGACCAAGACAACCCAUUCGAGACUACUUAUCAAGGGAAUUGGGGAAUCAUCAUACAUGAACAGCGACCUGUCGUCAAUAUUAUUACCAGCUCUUCAAGGAUAGGUAACAGAAUGACAGUCAUAAAAAAGCCUUCAGAACCAAAUAAUGGAAGCAUGCUAAGUAUAGCAGUUUUGUUCGGGUUUACAGAGGCUUUGACAGGGGCAAUCUUGGUACAUGAGAUGAUGCAUGUAUGGUUACGACUUCAAGAUAUUGAACCAUUGGAGCUAAAAUUGGAGGAAGGAAUAUGUCAAGUAAUAUCUCGGAGAUGGUUGGAUUGGUAUGAAUCCAAUGUAGUUGAAACCGACACGGAAACAACUAAACAAAGUGAUAGUAAAAGAGGUGAGUUUCUGAGAAACUUGUUGAGAAUCUACAAACUGACGUUAGAGUUGGAUUCGUCUUUCGAUUAUGGUGAAGGCUUUAGAGAAGCUCAGCGUGCUACUUCCCAAUUUGGUCUUCAAUCAACAAUCCAAUAUAUUAUCACCAAUGAACGUCUUCCACUUUAAAUCAUUCAUGCCUACAUUUUUUUUUUGUAGUUCAAUUAUUACAAACAUAUGUAUCUCAUAGUUAUUUUUAAUUGAA